UUUAUAGGUUUUAUUGUAUUAUGCUUUUAUUUUGUUUACUUUAUAAUAAAACUGUUGCAGCUAGAUAAAACAAGCAAAUCCAAUAUUGUUAAAUUUAUAACAAAAGUACUGUAACACUAUACAGAAUCUCUUCAUCUUACCUAAAUUCCUUAUUGAGAAAACAUUACAGUAGAACAUCCAUAAUCCAAAAUUAUUAGGACCAAGACAUGUCUGGACUUGUGUUCAUUCUGGACAAGUGAUCAUAACCAAUACUCUACACAAAAUGUGUCACAUUUCCUUCUGAGCUAUGAAACUUCUUUACUGACAAAAUUAAGCACUUUUGGAUAAGCCCUCACUCAUGUAUAGUUUGUUAUCAGUUUACUUUUUUUUAUCUUGUCUUUUAUUAUUAAUGAGAAAAAUAAAAAACUGGGUUCUUGGUCUUCAGUGUCUUGUAGCAGGUGUAAUAGACAAAUGUUAUGCCAAGCAUUUUUCAUUGUGGCCUGUUUAACACUGUACUGUGUAGGAGUAAGUUUGCAAAACAGUCUUUAGUUAUAAAUUCCUGACAAAUUAUGCAAAUGCUUUGAUUUUUUUGGACAACUGAACAUACUAAGUUCGGUAUCUCUCUUUCUGUACAACCAAUUUAUUCUGAGCAGUUGAUCGCUGGAUUACGUGUGCUCUACUGUAUGUCCUCUUAUUUUGCCAUUACGUACAUUUGCACAGUAUCUCAUAACUCGGUGAUCCUUGUGUGUCCUUUGUAAUUAUAUUUGUUAUGAAUAACUGAUAAUAGCAAAGUUUUCUCACUGCUGUAUGUGAUGACUAUAUUAUUACCCCAUUUUCUCUUUUCAUUGGAUGGAGAGGUACAGCACUUUUGCAUCCAAGACCGUAGGAGGCCCAUCAGGAAGACAUUGUGCUUCAUUCAUGCCAUAUGCUCACCUUUUAGGCUCCCUCAUCUUAUGCUCAGUAGAGGGCACCUUGGCCACAGUUCUUCUUACAGAGCUGCAGCAGAAUGCAUAGAUGCAAUACAAGAAACAAAUACUUCUUCGAUGUGCCAUGUGUUCAUCUCGACCCAAGCAAAGCUCAGUCCACAUAAAAGUUCUGUUACAUGCAGAGAACCCAUAAGACGCACGGUAAUGGGCAAUUCUGAUACCACGGGUACCCAGAUUGUUGAUACGCAGACAGAAGACCAAAAUAAGCAAGUGGUUCUACCAUCGAUAUGGGAGAACAUAGCAACUUGGGGUACCUACUACUUGCAUAUUACUCCAGCAGUAAAAAUAGGGUAUUACUUCUUCACCCUUCUUAUGUUGUCCAUGGUUAAAGAGUCUUUUGAUGUGCCACAUAUUGAAGUGCUGACUGGCAAACAUAGUGUUCUAAAUGAGGUGUUUGUGAAAAAAGGGUGGGGCAUUACAUUAAGUGUGUUUGUCACUUAUCAACUUUUGUCGCUCAGCCUGCACAUUAAAUGGAAGGCUAAUCUUAAACAGCUUUGUGUUCGUGCUCUUAUCACAACAUUCUUUUUCUUCAUAUGGUGUGUGGUUAUCUUCCAAGAGAUAGAAAAAUACAUGGAGACUUGCACAUUAAAUGACAUGAGAGUGGUAUUGACCAAGAGAGAAUGUCUUAAGUUAGAUGGCCAUGUGUAUGAUUCUUAUGAUAUUUCUGGUCACUCUUACCUUAUGACUUACUGUGUUCUCAUAAUGAUGGAAGAAAGCAAAGAAAUUCUAUACUUCCUUUGCCUUGGAAGAGUUCUGAAUGGAGCACCACCACUAAAUACAUUUGAGAAGAUUAGUUGUCCCAAGCUUGAGGAGAAAGAAAUCAAGAUACUACAAUCAAGAUUUUCCAUAAUGUCUCCAUUGGUUGUUCUUAGUUUUGUGUGUGUGUGUCUUCUGUGCCUCCUCUGGGAUUUUAUGUAUAUUAUAACCACCAUUUAUUACCAUACUUUUUCAGAAAAGGUAAUUGGCACAAUGCUUGCAUUGAUUAUGUGGUAUUUACUAUAUAGACAACUAUUUGUAUAUAUUUUUAAAUAUAAAUUUUUCCUUUCUUAGUACAUGUAUUUAAAAGCAUUUUGCCUGUUUUCUAUGGCAUAUCAUAAAAUAUUUAAUUUUAAGAACUAGACAUAAUUGUUUCAUAUGAAAGGAUUUGCUUAAUAUAGACAUUUCUAUUUUUUAAAUGAAGACAAUCAUAUAUACGAUGCAUGUAUUUCCUAAACAAGCCAAGUUCAGAGUAUUUAUUUUUGUAUAACUCGGAACCAUUUUCAACAUUACAAUAUUUCAUUAAUAUUAAAAAAUAGGAAUAACCUACUGUAUAUUAGAUGUAAAAAUCAUUAAGGCUAGGUUAUUUUUCUAAGCCAGUUUUGGUGUACAGUUAAAUAAUGGCAUGUUAUUUAAAUCAUUUGUGUGAAUGUACUGUAUCAGUAUAUGAAAUCUUUUUUUAAUUCUAAAAUCCAGAUUUUCUUGGUUGGCUGAUUUGGCUUAUUAGGCAAAACAUAGAGAGAAAUGGCAGCCUUGAUGGGCACAGCACAUGACUGGAUCAGGGUAUUGUAAAGUUAUUGAAGUAUACAUAUUUGCAAUUUCAUUAGGCUACUUCUGAGUUUAGUCCCUGUAUUACUAUUGUACUGUACUUGAUUUUCCGUCUUAGUCUUGUUGCAUUUUAAACUCUCUCUCUCCCCCCCUUCCUCACACACACUGUUACACACUCCUACUAUCUCUCACACACUUUAUACAGUUAUUUAUUUUCACAUCUUGAAGUUUUCCCAUGUGUAAUGUAUUGUGUACUAUUAUAACCAUAAUCAAAAUUGUUAGUAUUUCAUAUUAUAUAUUUUUGUAUCUACUGUAUUGAGAAAAGCUGUUAAAAAAUUGCAUGAUUUGAAAAUCUUCAUAUGCAAGAAUGCCAUUGCUAUAAAAACUAACACCACUCUUCAACAAAUAAAAAUUAUAUUAGAACAUAA
This is a messenger RNA of Cherax quadricarinatus, 2917 nucleotides long. NCBI's taxonomy places the organism in Eukaryota, Metazoa, Arthropoda, Malacostraca, Decapoda, Parastacidae. The record is from RefSeq and is a predicted model, not a curated record.